AUGGAGUUGAAUUCGGUUGUUAAAUCUCUGGAGAACCAAUGUAUCCUGGUUACUGGAGCAACUGGUUUUCUUGCUAAGCUUUUUGUGGAGAAACUGCUCAGAGUACAACCUAAUGUGAAGCACAUUAUGAGUUAUUUCCCAACUCUGCGUCUGCUGCUCAACGUGUCCGGAGAAGUGUUCAGGGUUUUGAGAGAAAGACAAGGUGUCAGAUACACCACUUUUAUUUCUGAGAAGGUAACACCGGUUGCCGGUGAUAUUUCUCUGGAAAACUUAGGAAUCGAUGACUCUAAUUUGAUAAGUACGAUACGGAAAGAAAUUGAUGUUGUUGCAAAUUUUGCCGCAACUACAAAAUUUGAUAAAAGAUAUGAUGAUGCUAUUCGUACUAAUACUACGGGAGCUAAGCAUGUUGCGAAAUUCUCCAAGAAGUGUGAACAGUUGAAGUUGCUUCUCCACCUAUCAACAGGUUAG
Messenger RNA from Papaver somniferum (opium poppy), 468 nucleotides. Its product is annotated as fatty acyl-CoA reductase 8-like. Gene Ontology annotation, molecular function: alcohol-forming very long-chain fatty acyl-CoA reductase (NADP+) activity. Gene Ontology annotation, biological process: long-chain fatty-acyl-CoA metabolic process; suberin biosynthetic process. The coding region runs from base 1 to 468 and encodes 155 amino acids. The record is from RefSeq and is a predicted model, not a curated record. NCBI's taxonomy places the organism in Eukaryota, Viridiplantae, Streptophyta, Magnoliopsida, Ranunculales, Papaveraceae. Gene Ontology annotation, cellular component: intracellular membrane-bounded organelle. The transcript is spliced from 4 exons.